AUGAAUACCACAACUGGCUUUGUUAAUCUAAUGUAUAGUCAAUCUUCAGUUGAUCUUGAGUCACCCGAACCAGCUUGGUUCGGGUCCCAAGGUCCUGAUGAGUUUGUUUUCCACCCUGGUGUCGAGUCUUCUUUCCAACCUGGUGUCCAGUCUGCUGUGCAGCCUACUGUCGAGUCUGCUAACAAAGAGAGGAGGAAAUGGUCUCCUAAUGAGGAUAAAAUCCUCAUUGGUGCUUGGCUUAACACCAGCAAAGACCCCAUUGUCAGCUGUGACCAGAAAGCUGAACGUUUCUGGAAGAGAAUUGUUGACUACUACAACGCAAGCCCUCAACUGGUUGGGACAGUACCUAGAGAGCUUGGUCCAGCGAAGCAGCGGUGGGCUAGGAUUAACGAGCAGGUCUGUAAGUUCGUUGGAUGCUAUGAGGCGGCGUUGAGGGGGCAGAGAAGUGGUCAGAAUGAAGACGAUGUGAUGAAAGCUGCCCUCGACUCAUUCUUCAACAUUUACGAGCACAAGUUCAGCCUCGAACAUGCGUGGAGGGAGCUGAGGCAUGACCAGAAAUGGUGCACCACCUAUAUGGUUAAAGAUGGUGGGAAGGAGAAGCGCAAACAAGUGGUGGACGUUGAUACAGAAGAUGAUGUUGCCGAACCUGAAAGCAGACCAGUUGGUGUGAAAGCUGCUAAAGCAGCUGGUAAGAGGAAGAAGAGUGGCAAGGAAGAAGAGAUGUCACAGCUUCAGUCCAUCAUGGAAAUGAAAGAAAAGCUCUCUAAACAAAAGAUUCUAGAACGUUUACUUGCCAAAAAAGAUCCUCUCUCCGAGAUGGAAGAAUCUCUUAAACUGAAACUCAUGACUGAGAUGUUAUGA
Molecule: messenger RNA, 861 nt
Organism: Brassica oleracea var. oleracea
Lineage: Eukaryota; Viridiplantae; Streptophyta; Magnoliopsida; Brassicales; Brassicaceae
Product: glutathione S-transferase T3-like
Exons: 1
Coding region: 1-861 (286 amino acids)
Source: RefSeq, a predicted model, not a curated record